UGAUCAAAUCUUUCUCACAAAACAACACACUGGGAUCGGAGAGUUUCCAUAAGCCAUCGGCUAAUAUUUUCGUCUGAUUAACGUACUGUGGAGGACUAGGACUGGGGCUGUGUUAGAUUUUUGCGGUGAUUUCGUCGGCCAAAAAGGGGUUUUGAGAUUCGGGUUGUUCUGAUUAGAUUCUGUUGAUGGGUUUAGGGAAUAAUGCAAAGAAAUGUACUUUCGGUGAUAAUGAUCUCGCCGACGACGGCGUCGGAGGAGCCGAUUGCGAUUCUCGCGACGGUGAUGAUGGUUUUGACUCGGUUGCCUGUUCGAUUUGCCUCGAGACGGUCGCGAAUCACGUUGAUCGAUCGUGGGCUAAGCUUCAAUGCGGCCACGAGUUCCAUCUAGAUUGCAUUGGCUCGGCAUUUAACGCAAAGGGGAUGAUGCAAUGCCCCAACUGUCGGAAAAUAGAGAAAGGGCAGUGGCUUUAUGCAAAUGGAUGCCGGCCAUUCCCGGAUGAUUGGCCUCGUGAAGAAGACAUGUAUGAUCCACCCUACUCUGAAAUGUCAUUUGGGGUCUGGUGCCCUUUCGGGAGCAUAGGGCGCCUUCCUUCUUUUGAGGAUGCAGAAUUCUCGCCAAGUUCAUGUAAGUCUGUUAUCAAAUCAAUCAUUUUCUGUAUUUCUUUGUGUUAUCCUCUGCAUCGAAUAACCGAGUUUGAUAAGUAUCUCCAUACAGAUGACGAUCUCUUGAGCCAGCAUGGUUUCUUCACCGAACCAGCGGCUUCCUCAGCAGGUCACCCUUGUCCAUACAUAGCCUACUUCGGUCCGCUCUCAAACUCCGCUGCUCCGGGUGUUUCAGACAGCUCGAAUUUCAGUAGUCACUGGAACUCUGCUUCAUCGGCUGGCGAAGUGCCUGUGUCCUAUGGCUUUGCAGCUCUGGAUCCACGCUAUCACGGUUGGGAUUACCAUUCGCCGCCGUUCUCUGGGCCGGGCACUCACAUUGGCAGGCCGCCUCUGCCUACAGCUCCAAGGACUGCACGGGCGAGCUUGGACUUGCUCAGACCCAGGCCUCCUCAUUACAUGCGCCCUUUAAUCAGUCACAGUGUCGACGGGAGAUCAGUGGCUGCUGCCCAGAGGGCCCCAGGCAGCAGUGCAAGGACCCGUGACAGAGUACAUGCCCUUCAAGCUUACUACCAGCAGUCCCACCUGAUCGAUUUACCUGUAUACCCAUCUGGUCGCCGAAGAGGAAUAUCUUCAGGGAUGGGAUCAACAUCAACAGGAACAGCAACAGCUUCUUCGCCGGACCAGACGGGUGGGUUCAUUCGGUUUAACGUAUGGGAGAGAGAUCGGUUUCUGCAGAUCAAUGGAGACUCCUCGUACAGGUGGACGACCGCCUUCUUGGAAGGAUUCCACCACAGAUAUGGGGGCGGCUUUUCAUAGAAACACAAACAUUUCCUCCUGAAACUCUUUAAAAGGAAAAACAACAACAACAUUGGUAUAUGAUGAUGAUUUGAGAAACACAAAGACGAGACAAUGGUAUGUAAACGGCUACGUGGGUCGAGCCGGUUCGGGCUGAGGGUCUCGUGUGGGUCACUGGCCAUUGUGGGUAGUGAUAUUUAAUCCUCUCUCUUCAAACUCUUGCUUCCGACAAGUUUGUGUUAA
Messenger RNA from Tarenaya hassleriana, 1640 nucleotides. RefSeq lists its product as uncharacterized. The transcript is spliced from 5 exons. The record is from RefSeq and is a predicted model, not a curated record. The coding region runs from base 186 to 1418 and encodes 410 amino acids. Lineage: Eukaryota; Viridiplantae; Streptophyta; Magnoliopsida; Brassicales; Cleomaceae. Gene Ontology annotation, molecular function: ubiquitin-protein transferase activity.